UAAUCCUCUGACCAUUCAGGAGUUAAUAACGGGAAGAGGGCAUAUUUUUCUCACUGCUCGCUUGAUAGAAACAGAAAAGUAGGUCUGCGUUCCGGUGCAGAAUGAAGCGUUCCGAAAGGGCACCCGACCCCGUGCCGCAGACACGGUGGAUGACACAUUAUCGGUGAUUUUUCGCCUAAAAGUAGAUGGAAUGUAAACUUGACCUCACACACUAACGGGGAAGAUGAGUUGUGCUUUUUCUCAAUGUCUCAUCGUAUAUAUUUUGGAUUUGGCAGUUGGCUAUUUAACGGUCACUCUUGAGUCCCUCCCUCCCAUUGUCAUUGGAGACACGGUGACACUCAAGUGCAAUUUCAGGACAGAUGGCAACCUGCGAGAGAUUGUAUGGUUUCGGGUGACAGAGGGUGGCAGUGCCAAGCAGAAGAUCUUCACCUACGAUGCCAUGUACAACAGCAACUUCUCCCAUAUGGAGGACUUCCGCAGACGAGAAGACCUGGCCUACCAAUCAACUGUCCGGCUUCCUGAGGUGCAGAUGGAAGAUGAUGGACCAUAUGAGUGCCAUGUGGGGAUCUACGACAAGGCCUCUAGAGACAGGGUGGUCUUAGCCUCAGGCACCAUUGUGCUCACUGUCAUGGUGCCUCCUAAAUCCAUCUCUGUAGUGGCAGCAGACUGCCCGGCCCCCUUCAAUCGCUACGAGGCCCAGAACUUCACUCUAAUCUGCAUCGUCAUGGGAGGAAAGCCAGCCCCUAUGGUGUACUUCAAGCGUGACAGCGAGCUGAUCGACGUGUUCCCCUCUAUUAUGGAGGGUGGUGGGGGCCAGUCCCAGGGAAGGGGCCUGGCAGGUCUACGGGGCUCUAGGCCCCUGAUCAGCAGAGAUCUGGAUGACACCAAGCUGAAGAAGUCCCUCUCCCUGCUGGACCAGGACCAGGGGGAGCCCCCCCAUCUGGACCAUGACACCCCUGGGACCAGAGGGACAGGGAAGACAGGAGGGGCCAGGGAGGGACCAGGGGCCCUGGGAGAGCCUGGCGGUGUGGAGGGGUCUGAGCCCAGCUCCACCACCACGGAGGUGAUCCCAGAGACGGUGGUAAGCCGGGAGUUCCCCCGCUGGGUGCAGAGCACAGACCCACUCUACUACUUCCAGCACAGGCGGCAGGUCUCCAGCGAUGGCACCAUGGAGGUCAGAGCCAUGCUCACCUGGAGCCUCAACCCCCAACUGGACAACGACGCCCUGUUCAGCUGCGAGGUCAAGCAUCCAGCUCUGUCCAUGCCCAUGCAGGCUGAGGUCACUCUGUCUGCUCCCAGGGGCCCCAAACUCUCCAUGUCGCCUGGUAAGGCUAAAGUAGGAGACACUGUCCGCAUUACAGUUCAGGGCCUCCAGAUCUCUUCCACAGGGAACAUGGUGUUCCCCGAGCCACUGUUCACCUGGACCAGGGUGGGAGGUAAUUUGCUGGACGGGAGAGAGGACCAUAAUGGGAGGGAGCUGGUGCUUGAGAGAGUACCAGCCGAGCUCAACGGCUCCAUGUUCCGAUGCACUGCCCAGAACCCUCUGGGAUCCACUGACACACACACGCGGCUCAUCGUGUUUGAAAACCCAAGACUUAAGAAGGGGAGACAUUUUGUUGCAGAUGCAGCCUAUUGCAAUGAGGCACUGGAGCUGACCACCAUGCUGUUAAUGUUAGCCGUGACAUGGGAGAUGACGUGAACAGCUAAAUGGACCCCUGCCCUUCUCCAGUCUCACUAGUCUCUCGAGUUUCUCCUCUGUCGCUCACUUCCCCAUCUGCAGUUCCAGCUACUGGAGCUGAGGCACUGUUCACUUUUCAUAAAAGCAGCUUAGGAAAAGAAAAACGUUGUCAGAAAGAAGAUGAGAACUACAUACAUUCUAACUCUCUAGGCUUUUAUGUUGUCAUUCUGCUUGCCUAACUGCUUCUUCCCUUUUGGUUUUUUCAACAUCCAAUGACCAACUAUCACAGUGGUUAUGUUUUAUAGUAGACCCCAACCUGUGUUAGAGGUAAUUUUAACCAAGUUUAUGUGGGCUGGCCCACAUUAGAUGCUUUUUCCCCAUCUUCCUGUUAUUUGAAGGUCAGAACACAUACAAUAUGACAUGUUUUUUGACAUAUCUUGGUCAGCAAGUCCUUGGAUAAAAUAAAUGUUUGGUUGGAAGAAA
Messenger RNA from Oncorhynchus mykiss (rainbow trout), 2161 nucleotides. Its product is annotated as immunoglobulin superfamily member 21. Gene Ontology annotation, cellular component: adherens junction. The record is from RefSeq and is a predicted model, not a curated record. Lineage: Eukaryota; Metazoa; Chordata; Actinopteri; Salmoniformes; Salmonidae. Gene Ontology annotation, biological process: heterophilic cell-cell adhesion; homophilic cell-cell adhesion.